Molecule: messenger RNA, 1143 nt
Organism: Lathyrus sativus (Indian pea)
Lineage: Eukaryota; Viridiplantae; Streptophyta; Magnoliopsida; Fabales; Fabaceae
Source: the annotation of a GenBank genome assembly
AUGGAUCACGUCACCGAAGCUCUCCUUGCUGCCAUCGGCAGCUUCAUCGUCGUCACAAUCAUAUUCGCUGCCAUCAUACUCGUCUGUCAGCACCGCAAAAUCACCCAAUCCCGCCGCAACAACCAGAUCCGAACCCAGCCACUUCGAAACCCAAGUCAUUAUCCUAGCAGUUCAAACUCCCUCCCGGUGGACGCCAGCUGGUCAGAAGACCCCAAUCUCAAAAUCUCCAUGGAAGAACUCUCCCGCGCCACCAAUGACUUCUCCGCAAGCCUCAUCGUCGGUGACGGCAGCUUCGGUCUCGUCUACAAAGCUUGUCUCUCCAACGGCACCGUCGUCGCCGUAAAAAAACUAUCCCCCGACGCCUUCCAAGGUUUUCGAGAAUUCGCGGCGGAGAUGGAAACCCUAAGCAAGCUUCGUCACCAAAACAUCGUCAAGAUCCUCGGUUACUGGGCCUCGGGACCUGAACGGUUACUCGUUUACGAGUUCAUUGAGAAAGGAAACCUAGAUCAGUGGCUUCACGAAUCUUCUUCAUCUACUCACCAAAACGACGACGUUUCAACUUCAACCGAUCUAAUUCGUUCUCCUUUACCCUGGGAAACAAGAGUCAACAUCAUGCGAGGUGUUGCUCACGGGCUUUGCUAUUUACACGGGCUAGAGAAGCCCAUUAUUCAUCGUGACAUCAAAGCUAGCAAUGUGCUGUUGGACUCUGAUUUUCAGGCCUAUAUAGCUGAUUUCGGGCUCGCACGUAGGAUGGAUAAAUCACAUUCGCACGUGUCAACGCAGGUGGCGGGUACUAGCGGUUACAUGCCACCAGAGUAUUGGCAAGGGUCUAAUGUAGCAUACCCGAAAGUAGAUGUGUAUAGUUUUGGAGUGUUGAUGAUUGAAACUAUGGCGGGCCACAGGCCCAAUUUGUCAGUGAAAUUGGACGGAACCGAUAUUGGGCUUGUUAAUUGGGCCAGGAAGAUGAAGGAACGGAACACUGAAAUGGAGAUGCUGGAUGUAAAUAUUCCAAGAAAAGAAGAGUUAAAGGAAGAGAGCAUUAGGGAGUAUGUACAUAUUGCUUGUAUGUGCACUAGUGAGUUACAGAAAGAUAGACCCCAAAUGACAGAGGUUGUCAAAUUAUUGGAUUCAAUGCCCCUAUAA